AUGGCAACAGCACAGUUGUUACGUCUUCCCGAAGUGCAGUCUGGCAUAGAAUCCGAUUUCCUCCUCCUACCUUGCGAUCUCGUCUGUGAAGUCAAGGGUACAUACCUGCUACAAAUUUGGAUGGCGUCUCAAGGACAGAACGUAAUGGCCGAGGAAGUAAAACACCGUCGAGGCGGCCUUUGUAUGUACUAUCAUGCAGAAGAUGCUGUAAAGGAUGAGUCGUUGGAUCUGGUAGCUGUUGAACCACUUCGGCAGACCGAGGGACCUGCAAGGUCAGGUCACAGGGUAUCGAAACUGCUCAUGUCUAUGGGGAUGGAUACUGUGAAAAGCAACAUGGAACACGAUAAAGGCUUUCUUCUUCGUCAUUCCUUUGUGAGGCGGCAGGAUACACAGGCCAAAAUGUUGACUGGCUACCGUGAUGCACACCUCUACAUUUUCCCCUACUGGGUCAAGGAUCUCGCACGACGUCAGGAAAGACUAGUGUCUGUUAGCGAAGAUCUCAUUGGGCUCUGGGCCAAGUCUGGGUGGCAGCGUGGACUACAUGAAAAGCUAGGAAUGGAUACUUGUUUGGGCCAGCAGAAAGAAAGUCAAGAGAACGACUACCGGGAAUUGAGCACUGUCACCCACCAAUCACCACAGAAUGAUGUCUCGGAAGUACCACCUCUCCUGGCAUAUCUGCAUACAGGAUCUGCACCACUUGUCCGUCGUAUUGACAAUCCCGCUCUUCUCCUAUCAACUUCCCUUCGUCUAGCCAAACAACAAUCCAUUGAGGAGGUCGACCAUGCGGCUAAUCGAUCCCCAUUCGCCCACGAGAGAAAGAUCGCCUCUCCUGAAUGUGUCGCUUCAAACUGUUUUAUUUCGAAGGCCGACUGUCUCCUUGGAUCCAACGUGAUCGUUGAGAAACGUUCUGCUAUAAAGGAAUCUUGUAUCGGCCCAAACUCCAAGAUCUGCAGUGGUGCCCGAAUUACGAGAUGUGUCAUUCUUGAUAACGUUGUCAUUGGAGAACGCUGUGUGUUAAUUGGAUGUGUGGUUGGGAGCGGUAGUUGUAUUGGCAAUGAUUCGGUGCUUAAGGAUUGUGAGGUUCAAGAGGGGAAUGUUGUUCCUGAAAAAACUGAGGCUAAUAACGAGAAGUUUAUGCCACUUUUUGAAGAUCUCGAGGAGGAUGGCGAGGGUGAUGUUGACAUAUCUGUGGACAACUAG
This is a messenger RNA of Penicillium vulpinum, 1200 nucleotides long. RefSeq names its product translation initiation factor eIF-2B gamma subunit family protein. Gene Ontology annotation, biological process: cytoplasmic translational initiation. Gene Ontology annotation, cellular component: guanyl-nucleotide exchange factor complex; eukaryotic translation initiation factor 2B complex. The coding region runs from base 1 to 1200 and encodes 399 amino acids. The record is from RefSeq and is a predicted model, not a curated record. Lineage: Eukaryota; Fungi; Ascomycota; Eurotiomycetes; Eurotiales; Aspergillaceae. The transcript has a single exon. Gene Ontology annotation, molecular function: guanyl-nucleotide exchange factor activity; translation initiation factor activity.